Messenger RNA from Entamoeba histolytica HM-1:IMSS, 1350 nucleotides. Its product is annotated as mitochondrial-typeheat shock protein70, putative. The transcript has 2 exons. Lineage: Eukaryota; Evosea; Mastigamoebida; Endamoebidae. The record is from RefSeq and is a predicted model, not a curated record. Gene Ontology annotation, cellular component: mitochondrion; cytoplasm. Gene Ontology annotation, molecular function: misfolded protein binding; ATP binding; ATP-dependent protein folding chaperone. The coding region runs from base 1 to 1350 and encodes 449 amino acids. Gene Ontology annotation, biological process: cellular response to unfolded protein; protein refolding.
AUGUGUGUUUUUGAUAAAACAACACCUCGAAUUCUGGAGAAUGCUGAAGGAAAACGAACAACACCGUCUUGUGUUUCUUUUACACCAACAGGAAUAUUAGUGGGAGAAGCAGCAAAACGAAUGGAAGCAUUACAUCCAACAACCACUGUUAGUGGAGUUAAGAGAAUGAUAGGGUGUCAAUACAAAAAUGUUGAGCAACAAAGAAAACCUUACAAAAUUGUUGAAGGAAGAAAUGGAGAAGGAUGGAUUUAUAUCAACGGCAAGACAUAUUCUCCAUCGGAAAUAUCAUCAUUUAUUCUUAAGAAAUUAAAAAAAGAUGCAGAAGCUAAACUAGGGAAAAGGGUAGAUGAAGCAGUUAUCACAUGUCCAGCAUAUUUCAAUGAUGCACAACGACAAGCUACUAAAGAUGCAGGAACACUUGCAGGAUUAAAAGUUAAACGAAUUAUUAAUGAACCAACAGCAGCAGCAUUAGCAUAUGGAAUAGACACAAGAAAAGAAAAUGAAGGAAAGAAUAUUGCAGUUUAUGAUCUUGGAGGAGGGACAUUUGAUAUUUCUAUUCUUAAUAUUAAUAAGGGGAUUUUCCAAGUUAAAGCAACGAAUGGAGAUACAAUGCUUGGAGGAGAAGAUUUUGACAAAGCUAUUUAUGAAGCUGUUGCUAUUGGAGCAGCAAUUCAAGCAAGUAUUAUUGAAGGGAAGAAAAAGGAUAUUAUUCUUGUUGAUGUUACACCACUAACAUUAGGAAUUGAAACAUAUGGAGGUGUGAUGACACCAUUAAUCAAUAGAAAUACAACAAUCCCUACAUCAGUUUCAAAGGAAUUUACCACAUCAAUGGAUAAUCAACAAGAAGUAGAUAUUAAAGUGUUUCAAGGAGAACGUAGAGUUACAAGAAAGAAUAAAAAAUUAGGAGAAUUUAAAUUGGUUGGAAUUCCACCAGCAAAGAAAGGAGUAGCAAAAAUUGAAGUUACAUUUGACAUUGAUGUCAAUGGAAUAGUAAAAGUCUCUGCACUUGACAAAGGAACAGGAAAGAAAACAGGGAUUCAAGUCAAAAGUAAUGGUGGAUUGAAUGAAGAAGAAAUCAAUCGACUAGUUAAGGAAGGAGAAGAACAUGCUGCCGAAGACAAGAGAAAAGAGCAAUUACUUCUUCACAGACAACGAUUAAAAGAAAUGAUAGAGAGUGCAGAAGACAUUCAAAAAGAGUUAUUAAAGAAAAAGAUUGAAACACGUGAAUUAGAAAGAGUUAUUAAUCAAUCCAAAAAGGUUAUUACAUCAGAAGAUGAAAAUGAAAUUAAAAGAUUGAUUGAACAAUUAGGAGAAGAAACAUCAAAUUCUUCUGCUAAAUUAUAUAACUAA